AUGGCGGAUAACAGGGAGGCGGGACCUUCGACGGACGAAGCUAUCGUACAGGAGCCCCUCACACCUCUAACGAAAGUGCUGCUGGUUGUCGCGCUCAUAUUCCUCCUGCUCAGCUCUGUAUUCAUUGGCCUCUUCGCGGGUGCUCAGCACAAGCUGAACUCGGGACGAGGGGGUGGUGGGGGUGAUCUCAGCUCUACUCAGCUUGCCUGCUUGAGUCCGGAAUGCAUCAUACUAUCCUCUUCAAUCCUGUCGUCUCUUGAUACAUCGCAGGACCCCUGCGAGAACUUCUACGAAUAUGCUAACGGCGGUUGGUUAAAGUCGCACCCUAUCCCAUCUGACAAGGGUGCUUUUGGCAACUUCGAGGCGCUAGCUCAAGAGAACAGACGUGUUUUGCAGCAAAUUCUGUCUUCAGAGUCCUCCUAUUCGUCUACGUCCUAUGACCAGCAAAUCUUGAAGAAAUUACGCGAGUUCUACAACUCAUGCAUGGAUGAAAGCAAGCUGGCCGAGCUUGGUACCGAACCUCUGGCGUCUGUUACUAGUCGUGUUCGUAGGUUGCUGAAGAGCGAGACCACUGUUGUCGAUACUACUGUCAAGGAGAAACACAGCAACAAGAAUGGAUUAACUGCUGCCAUUGCCUAUCUGCACUCUAGAGGCAUCGAUGGCCUGUUCUCAGUGGACAUUGAAGGGGAUGUGGGUGCUGACCCAAACUUCAUGACAUUCUGGUUCAGUCAACCAGAGCUUGGCCUCCCCUCAAAGGAAUAUUACGACGAAGAAUCAAUUGUCGAGCUCUACCAGUCGGUCCUUCAGCGUUUGGUGCUGACUCUUGCUGACGAGGAAGAACUGCUGGGAGUGCGGUCCGAGUUGCCUCCCACGGCUCUGACUGUUCCUGAAGAACGUCUUCGAGUCUGGCCCCCAUGGCCGUGGCCGCCUUGGGGUGGUGACGAUGAUGAUGGCGGUGAUGACGAUGAGACCGAGCCUAUGACCCCUGCCAAAGCAAGCAAACUAGCGUGGAAGAUUAUCGACUUGGAGAAGGCUAUAGCGAAUGCAAGCUUAGACCUCGACAUUUUGUACCAGGAUCCAAUUGCAACGUACAAUCCCGCUCCCUUGGAGGAUCUUACAACUGCUCUACCGGAGAUCAAGUUCCCGGAAUAUUUCGCAGCCUUCACUCCGCGCAACUUCCCUUCCAACGUUAUCCUCACGUCGACCACUUACCCUAGUUCGCUAUCUGCUAUUCUGAAUGCAACGACGUCUGAGACACUAGAAGCGUAUCUGGUGACGCGUGCAGGCCUCGCUCUUGCGCCUCUGCUCAGCCUUGAGACCGAGGCGUGGAAAGCGGUCCGCAAUCUGCAAGAGGUGCUCCAAGGGUUAAAGAAGGGUGCCGUGGGGGAUCGUGCUGAGUUCUGCACCACUCAAGUGGAACAGGCUAUGGGUUUCGCAACUGGGCGUUACUUUGUGAACGAGACAUUCGCCGGCGACUCCAAGGAGAAGGGGACGAAGAUCAUCAAGGAUAUCGUUCAGACAUUUAAGAAGUCCUUGUCACAUAUUGAGUGGAUGGACAAGAAGAGUGCUGCCGCCGCGGGUGAGAAGGCUGAUGCUAUCAGAAUCAAAGUCGGGUACCCCGUUUCCCCGGACACUCUUGAUCCCCGUUCCAUCGCCAUUUAUUACACCCGAGUCAAUAUACAUGAGGGCACGUUCUUUGAUAAUAUACUUAGUGCGAGCGCGAACGAUGAGUACCUCAAGUGGCAAAAGCUGGGCAAGCAGCGUGAUCCAGAGGCCUGGGAGAUGUUUCCAUCGACUGUCAAUGCAUACUUCAACCCUCCGGCAAACGAGAUCGUCUUCCCUGCGGGUAUAUUGCAACCACCAUUCUUCUCUCGAGAUUGGCCAGGCUAUAUGUCAUAUGGCUCAUUCGGACAAGUUGCGUCACACGAAUUGACGCAUGCCUUUGACUCGGCUGGUAGAUUAUACAAUCAGCAAGGCAAGCUUGAGCAGUGGUGGACGAAUGCAACCAGCGAAGGGUUCCAGAAGAGACAGGAUUGUAUCGUGAAGCAGUAUUCAGAGUACACUAUCGAUGACGGUAAAGGUGGCAAGAUUCACGUGAAUGUGCGUGCUACUUCAACGUCAGGGGAGAAUAUUGGGGACACUGGAAUCAUCCAAGCGUAUCGUGCCUGGAAAGCACAAUACGAUACUGGCUUCGAGAGCGGUACCGAAUACCUUCUCCCUGGUCUCAACUACACUAGGGAGCAGCUGUUCUUCAUCUCUUUCGCCCGUGCAUGGGCAAGGAACAUGAGGACUCAAUCGGCUGUCGCCCGUGUGCGCACUGACCCUCACUCACCAAAUCAAUACCGAGUUGACGGAACUCUGUUCAAUGUUCCCGAAUUCGCUGAAGCAUUCCAGUGUUCUCCUAAAUCAAAGUUGAAUCCGCCUCAGGAAAAGAGAUGCUUAUUCUGGUAA
Postia placenta MAD-698-R-SB12 is the source of this 2451-nucleotide messenger RNA. RefSeq lists its product as hypothetical. Gene Ontology annotation, cellular component: plasma membrane. The record is from RefSeq and is a predicted model, not a curated record. The transcript is spliced from 18 exons. Lineage: Eukaryota; Fungi; Basidiomycota; Agaricomycetes; Polyporales; Adustoporiaceae. Gene Ontology annotation, molecular function: metalloendopeptidase activity. Gene Ontology annotation, biological process: protein processing. Bases 1 to 2451 code for a protein of 816 amino acids.